Molecule: messenger RNA, 8855 nt
Organism: Apus apus (common swift)
Lineage: Eukaryota; Metazoa; Chordata; Aves; Apodiformes; Apodidae
Gene: ERN2
Product: endoplasmic reticulum to nucleus signaling 2
Exons: 22
Coding region: 4647-7823 (1058 amino acids)
Biological process (GO): mRNA processing; protein phosphorylation; intrinsic apoptotic signaling pathway in response to endoplasmic reticulum stress
Cellular component (GO): IRE1-TRAF2-ASK1 complex
Molecular function (GO): protein serine/threonine kinase activity; ATP binding; RNA endonuclease activity
Source: RefSeq, a predicted model, not a curated record
UUUUUUUGCUUCUCCUCCCCGCUUUGUUUCCCAACCCUUAAGCCUGGGGCUGGUCUCUGUGUGGUGUGUUUGCAGCAGAUGGCUCCCACUGUGGGUGCUCUGUAGUGGCAGUGGCCCAGUGCUGCUCACUGUCCCCUUGGUGCCACCUCGGUGGUUCCUCCCACACAGGUAUCUCUCAGCUCCUGUUCCUCCUGCCCUGGCCCUGCCGUGUGUUUCAGAGCAUUUCUGGACCCUGCAUGUUGCAGCCUCGAGUCUCCCUGCAGCUGUUGUGCUGACACCCCUGUCACUGCAGAGCCUCCUGGAGUGGGGUGGAGCAGUGACCCGGGUCUCCCAAGGCGACUGAACCCCAGAGCCCUGCCUGCUUUGGGGUGGGAGGUGUGGGGCAGAGAGAAGCUCGGAUGCCAAUUUAGAUCUCAAAUAACUGCAGUAGUCUUUUGUGACCUGGAUUUGGAAAUGGAUAGUGAUCUUGUUCAGUGAAUCUUGCCAAAUUUAGAAUAUAUAUCCAGCAACUGGUCUUUUGGAAUUUAAAUCACCUUUCAGCUUUUCUCUUGCUCAAGUUUACAGGAAGGUCUUGCCUCUCGUCGUGUCUGAAGUGACGCUCCUGGCCUUUGGUUUGUGGCAUCCUGCAUCUCAUCUCAGCCACUCACUUGCCGUUUAUCUCAGGUUUUCUGAACUGACCUUUCAGUCCUAAGAGGUGCACGCCCGUGGCAGAUGGCUGUGCAGUCAGACUGAAUCAGUCUUGCUCAGUGUUAAACCUGCAUCUCACAGAUCGCUGCUUGUUAUUAAUACUGAUUUUACUCAAUGCAAGUAGCUCAGUGUUUUGAGAAACUCCUGGAGAAGUAGCCUUGCAGGAGUAGCUGGUCUUCAUCUAUUCUAUGUCCAUUUUUCACUCUCUUUGAAACAGCCCAGUUGAAACUCAGCAGGUGCAAAUUCCCAAAUAAGUAUUUAUUUUAUUUUAUUUUAUUUGGAGAGACUGGGAAAAGUGUUCACUUUAUAGUAUGUGUUAAGAUUAUGUAAUUACCUGAAGACUCCUGGUAGCAGCGUAAGCAGCUUUUCUUUUGUGUUUUCAGUUAAAACAUCCCUGCAGUACAAAUUUUCAAGGUGUUUCAUAUCCUGCAUAUGAACUAGUGAUGUGCUUGUUACUCUUGUAGCUUGAGGUAUUUCCUUUCUCUGUACAAGCCACCAGCAGCAUGUCUUGCCACGGCACUGGGGCCAGAGCUGGUCCUGCAGCAGCGCCGGGCGGGCUCCCUGCACAGCCCCUUCCCUGCUGCUGAGCUUGCCUGGACGAGGAGUGGGGCUGGCCUCAGUUAAUUGGAGACAUAAUUGCAAAUUAAAGGCAGCAUUCUCACUCCCAGUCGCCAAACCUGGUGUUAAGGCUGAAAUGUGGAGUUCUGUACCUGGGGAGAGCACGCGCUGCAGCCUGAAGAGGACGGGGACACUGGCUUUUUCUGUCAGGUGGGGUCACCGCUGCACGUGUCGUUGGGUCUGUGGUUACCAGCUUCCACCUGCUGCUUGGCUUGCUCUGGCCUGUCUGCACAUCCCUUCAUGUUCCCUUGUCCUUCCCAGUUUCCUGAGCCUGCUCCCCGUGAGGAGGUGCUCUUGGCUGCUGUGGCCCCCGUGCUCUGCCCAGUCCCGCUCGUACCCGCUCCUCCAGCGCUGGGGGCAGGGGACGGGCCAUGUCCAGCCCCCCUGUCUGUGCCCUUCCCAGGGAGACAGCCCCUCUGCAUCCUGGGCCAGCUACAAUCCAUGUCAAAAGAAACUGAAUAUAAAACCCAUGUGUUACAAAGCAGUUUUAAACGUGGAGAAGAAAAUAUUAUGAACUUAAGAAAAUGUGAUCCUACUUAGGUGCUGCUUUUCAAGGUGGAUUUGAUUGGAAAAAGGAAAUUGUUUCACUCUUCUGUUCUAUGUGCAAAGUUUGAAUUAAAAUACAGGAAAGUGAUACUUACAUGCAAUGUUCUAAUUGGUGUUUGUUGGCUUAAUAUAGUAGGUUUCUUGGGAGUUACUUGAAAUGAAUAUUCCAACUGAACUUAGCAGCACUGCUUUAAAGAUCCUUUCCUUUUCGGGAUAAUGUGGAGCUCUGUAUCUUCUGGUAUGUACUGAUUUUUUCCAAGGCAAUUACUGACAUUACCUAAUGAUCACUAACAUCUAAGAAAACACCAUCUCUCUAGUUAAGUAGUGUCACAGCUUGCCUAACUGGGGAGCCCUUUGCUAGCCUCUGUCUUGACUUUGGGUUUUACUCUCUGAUGUCUGUGAUCGUCUCCUGUGCAGAUGCAGCGUAACAAAUGGUCCCACGGAGGAGUCUGGCAAUUAGUCCUCAGUUAUACACAAGCUUUGUGAGUAAAGUGCAAAUAUAACCAGUAUUUUGAAUUGGCUGAUAGAUUGUUUUGAGAUCCAAUGUAUAAUCUUCCAUAGGAAGUUUAUGGUAAUAUCUGGUGGUUCUUGUGCAAAAGUUUGUUUCAGUUAAAUUACAGUUCAGUGAUCUCCUGGUGGCCAUCAGUUCCCUAUUGUGUAUGUGUGCAAUUCCCUAUCAGCAUUUUGGGGUAUGAAGUUGUAUUAAGUGCUUUGCAGAUUUACUAAUUGGGGAUUAAAGCAUCUGUACUGCAGGGGUGGGUUUCCAGGGAGCAGAGCUGGUGCUUCCCAGGAGGUGGGCAGCGUCCCCUUCCUGCCCGGUGUGAGCCCGGCCACGGUGCCUGAGCUCUCCGUGCCCUGCUCCAGUGCCUGGAGUGGUACAGCUCACCUGUGUUCUGCUCUCCUUGUCCUGAGUAUUCCUUCCUCCUCUGUCCAUGCAUCCCAAGCGUAAGCACUCCUGGAUUAGUGUUGCAGUAGGAAUGCAGAGUCCAUCACUGGACCCUGCCUGGGUCAAACAGAGACUGCACCUUGUGUGAAAAUCUUGUUACUCAAGUGUUUCAUAUCAACUUUAAGUAAAUCAUUGAUUUCUGUUAAUGACACUUUGGUGAGAAAUGUGACUAAAACUGGGGUGUUGUGGUGAUGGAAGAGGAAGAGUGAUCUGAAUUCAAGGAGCUAGAAAAGAAAGGGUUAACACACAGUGUGUUCUGACUGGUACCACGCACACAACUGCCCCGCGUUGCACUGGUGGCAGCUCCUGUCUGUUGCUUCUUCAUGCUUUAAGGGCCAAAGAGGAACAAUUCCCGUGCAGUGGCACUGUCCAGGUGCCAUGUUGUGAUGGUCUCUCUGUGUGCUCCCUUCCCAUCACCAUGUUGCUGUACAACCAUGGGUGCUCCCUGCUCCGGCUGCUCCCUGGGACAGCUUGCUGCUGAAGGGCUUUUUUCCAGACUUUCCUUCUGCUGUUUAGUUUUUUUUUCCCUCUGUAACUUGAUUUUUCCAAGAGAGCUGUUUCAGCUUUGUACUCCAGCCUUUUGCCACCUGUUAGGAUGAGGUUGUUCCCAUUUUGGUUUUGUUAAUUAAUGUCCUCAUCCCUGUGGGAGAAGAGGGGGACCAGGAGGGUUGUAGAAAGUCGUGGCCACUUUACCUUCCAGCCAAGGACUUGCUUUCUGUGGCUCAUGGAAGUUCACCACAUCUUAUCCAUAUCCUAAGCAACUCAAUCUUUGGUUUUAUAUUAAAAAUACAAGUUCUAGGUGUUUGUGCCCACUGCAGAUUUAUUUUAAAUGGAAUAUGUAAGUACCAUGUAUUACGGUAUUUUUAAAUAAUCUAUUGCCUAUUUCAGGGGAGGGGGAGAUGACAAAUAUUUAGUCUUAGAUUUGCACUGCUGGAUUUUUUUAAGUGUAACCUUGACUGGUUAUCCUGUUGUUUUAUUCUGUAAGAUUAGUCCUAUCAAUUAAAGUUUGAUAAUUAAGUAAUUCUGCGUUUGAGAGUUUCAGCGUUCUGUACAUGCUCAGCUACUUCCUCUCCCAUGAGCAACCACGAGCAAAGGGUUUGUAGUUGGGUUUUUGUGGAAAGCUGGACACGGGUGGAAACCCGCUGUCACGUCUGACGCCGUCGGUCCCGUUCCCCAGGGUGGGAUUUGGGACAAGCACUGCUGUGUGUGAAAGGGAUGUGAAUUACAGGAGAGCUCUUCCCUAGCUCCCCAUCCAAACCCGGGUUUACUCUGGUGUUAAACUGUAGCUGUGUCGUGCAGAGCUUGCUGGGGUGUCAGCAGUGCCACCUGUGUGUGACAGCCUGCCAAGCACGGGUGCUGAGGAGCAGCCGGCUGUCUUGGGGCUUUUUAAGGCUUGACAGAUGCUGCCUCUGUUUGUGACUGGCCUUAGAAGCUUUCCCUCCCCUCACCCCUGUAAAAAAAGCGGGCUGAGACAAUUAAUUAGUGUCAUCACUGAAAUAACGUUCCAAAUAUGUGCUGUACAGCCACCUAAGGUGCAGUAUUGGCAAGUUCAGUUUAAUAUCCAGGUGUGCCCUAACGGCCAGUGAUUCGUGGGGCUGGGGGAGCUGAAUUCUGCCAAAACCCCUGUUCAGCUCCAGUUCCUCCUUUUGGAAAGAGCUCUCCCACCAGCACCUGUGCGCUGCUUUUUCCUGGAGUGAAGGUUAUUCCAGAUGGGUUGGUGUGUAAGGCGGCCGGGAAGAGCCCUCUGCGUCCCGGCGGGGCCGGGGCCGAGGUCCGGGGGAGCCUGUACGCUUUGUCCCGCGCUACCGGUGAGAGGAGUUUUUCCCAGAAUAGUGUUAAAACCGCAGGGAUGGGGACGGUGCGCGGCCGUGAUGCUGAAGCCGAGAUUGCAGAGGGCCGGAGAACGGGGCUGGGGGUCCCGGGGUGCAGCCCGGCACCUCCCGCUGCCCCGGCGCUGGCGGCCGCCGCUGUGCGGGGCGGGGAGCGGCCGGGGCCGGGCCGGGGGGGCAGGAAACCGCAUCCUGGAUCCGCCCCGGCCCCGCUGACUCAGGGCCCGGCGAUAAGCGCGGCCCGGCCCUGCGCUCCGCGGCCCCGGCAUGUCCGGGACAUGGGCGGCCCCUCCGCGCCGCUGCGCCGGGGGAGGCUCCGGGGGGAGCUCCGGGGGGAGCUCCGGGGGCUGCUCCCGGCCCUGCUGCUGCUCCUGCCGCUCACGGCACAGUGCCUCAAAGGUGGUGCUGUCACUGUUCCAGAAACACUGCUUUUUAUAUCCACUCUGGAUGGAAACCUUCAUGCAGUGAGUAAGAGCACGGGGGACAUCAAGUGGACCCUGAAGGAUGAUCCUAUUCUGCAGGUGCCGGUUUAUGUGGCAGAACCAGCAUUCCUUCCAGACCCCAAUGAUGGCAGCCUGUAUAUCCUGGGAGGAAAGAACAAAGAAGGCUUGAUGAAGCUGCCGUUCACCAUCCCAGAGCUGGUGCAGUCCUCGCCGUGCCGCAGCUCGGACGGGGUGCUCUACACCGGGAAGAAGCAGGACACCUGGUUCAUCGUGGACCCCAAGUCAGGAGAGAAGCAGACCACGCUCUCGACAGAGGCCUGGGAUGGGCUGUGCCCGUCCAGUCCCCUGCUCUACAUCGGCCGUACCCAGUACGUCAUCACCAUGUACGACACCAAGUCCCGGGAGCUGCGCUGGAAUGCCACCUUCUCUGAAUACUCAGCGCCGCUCUGUGAGGAGUCCUACCCCUACAAAAUGGCACACUUUGCCUCCAGCGGGGACGGGCUGGUGGUGACAGUGGACAAGGAGAGUGGGGAGGUCCUGUGGGCACAGAACUAUGGCUCGCCUGUCGUCGGCAUCUACGUGUGGCACCAGGACAGCCUCCGCCGUGUCCCCCACCUCAACCUGGCCAUGGAGACCCUGCGCUACCUGACCUUCCACUCACAGGACAUCCACCUUCUCAAGUGGAACUACCAGUCUGUGAAGGACUUUGCUGCCACCAAGACCCAGCUGCUGCCUGCACUCUACGUGGGGAAAUAUGCAACCAGCUUCUACGCCCUGACCUCCCUGGUCCAUGGCAGCGUGGCUCUGGUGCCACAGGGCAUCACACUGGCCAGGAUUGAUGGCCCCACCACUGAGGAUGUGACCAUGAGAGAGUCAGGGGAGUGUGAGAUCACGCCCAGCACCGAUGUCAAGUACCCCCAGGGCAGCAUCACCUCACUCCACAACCAGUGGCUCCUAAUAGGGCACCAUGAGCUGCCUCCUGUGGUCCACACUACGAUGCUGCGAGCUUUCCCGGAGAACUUGAGGAAGACAACGGAAACCAUCAUCCCGAGGGCUCCUCCUGCCAGGACCGUGUUCGAUGAUUUCGGGGCCCCAAGCGGCCCGGAGGAGCCUGUUCUCCGCAGCGAGGGGCAGUUCGAGCCACACCCUGUGCCAGGGGAGCAGGUGGAGGUGUACCCUGAGGCCAGCGUCUGGGACCUGAUGAUGGCUGGUGUGGGCACAGCGCUGCUGGGCGGGGGCGUCCUCUUCCUCCUGCUGAUGAAACUGCAGCAGCAGCACACGGUGCAGCAGCAGCAGCAGCUGGAGCAGCAGAUCCAGCUCCUGCAACAGCAGCAGGAGAUGCUGCUCCCGGGCCGAGUCACCGAGGAGGGUGUCCAUGCAGAGCCUGGGAUGCUGGGGCUGAGCCAUGGGAGCACAUCGCAGCUCCCGCAGAGCUCCAGCCCCUCGGACCACCUGGAGGACCUGGCUAACGGGAUGGUCAGCCUGGAUCCAGCUGUCCCAGUGGCUGCUGAAGAUGCAGAACCAGACAUGAUUGUAGUUGGGAAAAUUUCUUUUAACCCUAAGGACAUGCUGGGCCACGGAGCUGGAGGAACCUUUGUCUUCAGGGGACAGUUUGAUGGCCGGAAUGUGGCCGUGAAACGCCUGCUGCCCGAGUGUGUCCACCUGGUGGACCGGGAGGUCCAGCUGCUCCGGGAGUCAGACGAGCACCCCCACGUCGUCCGCUACUUCUGCACUGAGAAGGACAAGCAGUUCCACUACAUCGCCAUCGAGCUCUGCUCUGCCACCCUGCAGGAGUAUGUGGAAAGCCCCAGCUUCGACCGCCGCAGCCUGGACCCGGUGUCUGUCCUGCGCCAGACCAUGCUGGGCCUGGCCCACCUGCACUCCCUCAGCAUCGUCCAUCGAGAUCUGAAGCCUUGUAACAUCCUGAUCUCUGUCCCAAAUCGCCACGGGCUGAUCCGAGCUGUCAUCUCUGACUUUGGCCUCUGCAAGAAGCUUCAGGGGGGACGACAGAGCUUCAGCCUCCGCUCCGGCAUCCCCGGCACCGAGGGCUGGAUCGCGCCCGAGGUGCUGCAGGAGGCCCCGAAGGAGAACCCGACCUGUGCUGUGGAUAUCUUCUCAGCUGGCUGCAUCUUCUACUACGUGGUGUCAGGAGGGCAGCACCCAUUUGGGGACAGCUUGAGGCGACAGGCCAACAUCUUGUCGGGCUCCUACCAGCUGAGCUGCCUGCAGGAGGAAGUUCACGACAAGCUUGUUGCACGAGAGCUGAUUGUGUCAAUGAUCAGCCCUGAGCCUCAGCACCGCCCCUCAGCCUCCAUGGUCCUCAUGCAUCCCUUUUUCUGGAGUCAGGAGAAGCAGUUGCAGUUCUUCCAGGACGUCAGCGACCGCAUCGAGAAGGAGCCCGCCGAGGGGCCCAUCGUCUCAGCCCUGGAGGCAGGGGCCCGCUCGGUGGUGAGGACUAACUGGAGGAUGCACAUCUCCCUCCCGCUGCAGACAGACCUGAGGAAGUUCCGCACCUACAAGGGGGCCUCAGUGCGUGACCUGCUGCGGGCCAUGAGGAACAAGAAGCAUCACUACCACGAGCUGCCAGCCGACGUGCAGGCAGCCCUGGGCUCCGUCCCCGAUGGCUUCGUGCAGUACUUCACCUCCCGCUUCCCCCAGCUGCUGCUGCACACCCACUGCGCCAUGAGGGUCUGCGCCCGCGAGCGGCUCUUCCACUCCUACUACUGCCAGGGGCUGGGGGAUGAGGGCCACUGAGCAGGGGCACACACUGAGAUGGCACCCGUUGUGCCAGGCUGCUCCUCCCCACCUGCAGCAGCUGGGAGCAGCCCCAGGGGUCUCCGUGUCCUUCUCCCGCUCCCCAGGGCGAGGUGGGGCUCCAGCACCGCUGGCCGCCCAGCGUACGUGUGGGUUACAAGCAGGAUGGUCCAGACCUGAUGGGCUGAUGGUGGCACCAGGCCAUCAUCUGGGAUCUCCAGCACACAAGAGGGACCCUCUGGGCACCUGCCUUUGCAAAUGCUCAUGGUUGGACUUGGUGCCUGAAGGCAUUUGUGUUAGAGACCAAAAAAAUCUCUUUGGUGGCAAUGGUUCCUCAGUAAGAGAGAGGAAAAGGUGUGUGAGGUUUCCCUGAGGGCAGCUGGGGAGUGAUGCCCUUGUCAGAGUGACACAGCCGGGCUGUGUCAGGUCCCAGAGGGAUAGCUGAGCUUCUUCCCCUGCAUCCUCCCAUGCCAUAUGCCUGGGAAAGUGGCUUUUUGAAUGUGACGGUGACAGGACUGAUCCACCAGCCUUGCUGCUGGAGAUGACCCUUCAGCCCAGCCAAGGGUCGGGGCACAGCAGCUCCACUUCCAGCAGCCCCCAGGGCUCAGCCCUGCUAUUUGCAUCAGGGCUGCCAAGGGUGAGGUGCCACCAGCCCUGGAGGGAGGCACAGAGGCCUCUGGUACUAUCCCAAGAAUGAAGCUAUUUUAUUUCAGCUGGGAAUAAGGUUUUCUGCCUUUUGCUCCCCAGCAGGUGGUCAGUUCCAGGGCAGAGCCCCGUGUCAGUCCUGGGCCCAGGAGCCUGAGCCAUUUGCCCCACAGCACAGCUGGGCAGGAGCAGUGCUGGGGUCACAGCAUCCUGAGGUGUGGGGUUUGUGGGGUUUCUUUGUUGGUUUGUUUAGGGGUUUGGUUUGUGUUUUGUUUUGACACAGGUAAAAAAGUUUUUUUUUUACCUGGCUUGUUUUCAGAAUGCUGUAGAACAUUUUAUACAAAAUGCUAUAGAGAAAAAUAAAAACUUGUCCUGCUUAAAAAUAAA